Messenger RNA from Scylla paramamosain (green mud crab), 1088 nucleotides. Its product is annotated as myosin-1B-like. Gene Ontology annotation, biological process: chromosome segregation. The coding region runs from base 177 to 899 and encodes 240 amino acids. The transcript has 6 exons. Gene Ontology annotation, cellular component: Ndc80 complex. NCBI's taxonomy places the organism in Eukaryota, Metazoa, Arthropoda, Malacostraca, Decapoda, Portunidae. The record is from RefSeq and is a predicted model, not a curated record.
AGAGAAAAAGGAAAGAUGCCAGACGUCCCGUACGGAAGGCUGAACAACAACAGCAAAAGCCUCAACCAUCAUCAUCAUCAGCAACACCGACAAUUUCAAACACAGCUGAUAUUUUGCGUCUGUUAUAACAAGUUUACAACACAGCACACCAACAGAAAGCAGCGUGACACGGCAGCAUGGAGGCAGAGAGUGAGGUGAACUAUGAGGCUGAACAGCGGCAGGUGCACAGGAACAACACCAGCAACCUGAACACUGUGCAGCGCUUCCUUGCCUCUGUGGAGACCGACGUUACUGCCACAUGUCGGAAAUUAGAAACCAAGAUACUCAACGCCCUGGGUGUUGUCACUGCAGAGGAGAGGAAGAAGACAAAGCAGAAGACACAAGAGCUACGAGAGGCCAUCCGGCAGGCUAAGGAAACACACACCAGGAACAAGGAUGGGGUGCAGCAGCUAGAGAGGGAAUUGGAGAAGCUCAACAUGGUACUACAAGGAAAGGAGGAGGAACUGGAUGCACAGAAGAAAGCACUUGCUGAAUGUGUGGAGAAUGUCAAGAAAGAGGAGUCACUGGUAUCGGAGGUGAAGCUCGAGAACCAGAGGAAGACGAGCCAGGCAGACACCAGCAUUCAGCUCUUCAAGAAACACCUGGGUCUGGACAUUGCCUGCCUCCACAACACUCUAGUCUUUAAGUUCACACAGGUGAGUCACUCCAACCCAGACGCAGAGUACAUGGUGCACCUGAGUCUGGAGGAAGACAAGUACACACUGCUGGGGUCCGAGCCGCCCCUGCCCUCCCUCCCUCAGCUGCAGGAGGAACUGAACGCCUCUGGAAACCUGCUUGCUUGCAUUGUACAGAUCCGUAAGCUGUUUGAGAGGAUGGAUAGCAAGAGGCGAAGGCAGUAACAGGGAAUAGGCUGUCUGACGUGGCUUGUGGGUCUGUCUGUCUGUCUGUCUGUGUGUGUGUGUGUAAGGGCAUUUUUUUUUUUAACUUUUUUGACUGUUGGUGUAUUGUGCCUUCGUGAUUCUGUCUUUUUUAUCGCCUCAUGAUGUCCAUUUCUCAUUUGGCAAGUUCAAAUAAAAGAUUCGCCCAAA